AACAAAUCGAAACCGGUUAAAGGUUCGAUCACAUGAACCGGCCUACUGGUUUUCUCCCAAUAAACAAAUCCAAGCCCUAGGGCUAGGGCUAGAAAAAAAAAAUGUAGAAGUAGUUCCGGUUGGUUCUGAUUGCCAUGCCAAAUUUAGGUCAUCAAUUGGAAGAAACAAUUCGAUCGCCACAUCAUCAUCAUCGCCACAUCGAUUGCUCGGUCCACCUCAGGUCCUUGAUUGUCUUCUGUAUGGAUGUGAUGGGGUUUCAGACAAUGGGUUCCCAUGGGAUGGCCCAACAGCCUCAUCUACAACCCUUAGCAAGGCAAAACUCAUGGUUUAGCUUGACACUCGGAGAAAUUGAGAACCAAUGUGGAGAAUUCAGCAAGCCACUAGGAAGCAUGAACCUUGACGAAUUGCUUAAAAAUGUUUGUACUUCUGAAGCAACUCAGUCCAGCGCUAUGGAUAUUGGAAGUUCUUCUCCGGUGUCUUCUCUUCAGCGUCAGGCCAGCCUAGCAUUGGCUAGGGCUUUUAGUGGGAAGACGGUUGAUGAAGUUUGGAGAGAUAUCCAACAAGGGCAGAAGGUAAAAAAUAUUGAGGAGAUCAAAGGUCAGGAAAGAGAACCAACUCUCGAUGAGAUAACUUUGGAAGACUUUUUGGUAAAAGCAGGGCAUUUUGCUGAAGUUUCAUCUGGACCUCUUGUUGGGGUUGAUAAUGCAGAGACCACUCAAAAGGUGCAGCCGCAGAUGUCCCUGUCACCAAGUCAUUCGAUUGACACACUAUCAGAUGCACCCCGACCAGGCCGAAAGAGGGGAUCCGCAGAUGCAAUCGAGAAGACUCUUGAGAGAAGGCUCAAGAGAAAGAUUAAGAACAGGGAAUCUGCUGCACGCUCACGAGCAAGAAAACAGGCGUACCACAAUGAGCUGGUGGCCAAGGUUUCAUGUCUUGAAGAGGAAAAUAUAAAGCUCAAGAAAGAAAAGGAAUUGGAGAAGGUAUUGCCAUGGGAGUUGUCUCCAGAACCAAGAUAUCAGCUUCGAAGAACGAAUUCAAUCUAGUAUGAUCUGUGUGUGAGUUUUGUAGUUAUUGAGCCUGUCUUUGUGGAGGUUUUUUUUUUCUUUAUUUUUAUUUUUUGUGAAUGUAUUUAUCUAACUAUCUUGAUCUUUUUAUAUGGAGUAUAUAACAUAAUGUAGAUAUGAUGGCCCAUUUGGGAUAUUGGGAAAACGAAAUCAAGCAAAGAAAUGAGUCAAUGUUGUUCUGUUUUGAGUUAUGAUAUUAGAGUUUGAUGAUUGGAUGGA
This is a messenger RNA of Rhododendron vialii, 1283 nucleotides long. Its product is annotated as ABSCISIC ACID-INSENSITIVE 5-like protein 2. Lineage: Eukaryota; Viridiplantae; Streptophyta; Magnoliopsida; Ericales; Ericaceae. The transcript is spliced from 4 exons. The coding region runs from base 135 to 1043 and encodes 302 amino acids. Gene Ontology annotation, biological process: positive regulation of DNA-templated transcription. Gene Ontology annotation, molecular function: DNA-binding transcription factor activity. Gene Ontology annotation, cellular component: nucleus. The record is from RefSeq and is a predicted model, not a curated record.